Molecule: messenger RNA, 4255 nt
Organism: Scheffersomyces amazonensis
Lineage: Eukaryota; Fungi; Ascomycota; Pichiomycetes; Serinales; Debaryomycetaceae
Exons: 3
Coding region: 1-3828 (1275 amino acids)
Biological process (GO): DNA repair
Cellular component (GO): nucleus
Molecular function (GO): ATP binding; ATP-dependent chromatin remodeler activity
Source: RefSeq, a predicted model, not a curated record
AUGGAGAGGAGAAAUAAUAACAAUUCCAAUCGUAUAAGUUCCCUAUCCACCAUCCAGCAUAUUAUUGAAAUAACCAAUGAUUUGAAUAAUUUGUUACCAAUUGGUACAUUAAAUUUUUUCAACUUACCCCUUGAUAUAUCUGACUUAGGUGGCUUGGAUGUCAAUUCCAAUGCUUCAACAUUAAUUGAUUCUGGCUCUGAAUCUGAAUCUGAAUCUGAAUCUGAAUCUGAAUCUGAAUCUGAAUUUAUAUUUAAAUGGAAAUGGUUAGAUAUUAAUUUCUUUAUUCAGAUAUGUAAAUCCCAAGUCCAUCCCAUAUUUUUUGAUUUACAAUUCCUUAUUAAUUUCAGAUAUAUAAUGGCAACUUUCUGUAACUAUAAUAUUUAUGAUGAUAAUUCCAAUCUGAAGAUUACAUUUUCCAAAGUGCGAAUUUAUGGUGUUCCAAAUGAUAUACCAGGGUCAAGAUUUAUAACUGAUUGGAGAGCGACUCGUCCUAAACAUUUUGCCAUUGAAAAGAAUUUGAAAUUUUCAUGGCCUCGCUUAUUGCAAUAUCUUGAUUUUUCUCUUGCUAAUUGGGGUAUACCGUCUCAAUUACUGUUUCACCAAUUUUUCAAUAAUGCGCAAUCACUAUUGUUGAUCGAUGUGCAGGAUACCCUGAAGGUUGAAGAGAAGGAAUCACUGUCUGACUUGAAUUUCCACAUUCAAAGAUGGUCAUUCAAUAAUCAUUAUUAUAAAGAGAUUGGGCAACAUUCAGGCAAAGAUAGCCUUGGAUCUAAAGUGCAAAAGAUUUACAAUCAAAUUGAUUCUCCUGAUUUAUCUUAUUAUGACAAUAAGAUUGUUAAUUCUGGAUCUAAGUCUUGGUCAAUACCCUCAACUAAGGACGUAUUAAUUACUUUGGUCAAUAAUGCUAAAAAGGGAAUCACUACAAUUGAUGGUGUCAAGUCAGAUCUAUAUCCUUUCCAAAUUCGUUCUAUUGCCAAGAUGUAUGAAAAGGAAUCCUUAUCAAGAAAAUCACUUAUUCCUUCUUUUGUAAAGAUACCGUCAAUAAUAGAUAAUGAAUCUUUCUAUUACUUUGAUUUUCAAACUUAUUUAUUAUAUUCCAAGCCUGAAGUAUAUACUCUUCCUCGAGGUGGUAUACUAGCGGAAAAUAUGGGUCUAGGAAAAACUCUUAUUUGUUUAAGUCUAAUAUGUCUUUCUAAGUUUGAAGUAUCAAAAAUUCCUGAUGAUUUAUUAUUGCAUGAUGAUAAAGAAGAACUAGAAAUUGAAGAAUUAAUAAAAGGAGAGGAUGGAGAUCUUAUCCCUUCCAAACCCAAAUAUAUUCAAGGUAUGAGAUCUUUAGUCGAUAUUUGUAAAGAAAUUAUAAAUCAAAACUCUCUAUCUUGGAAGUUUUACGCCAAAGAUUUAUCUAAUUCAGUCAUAGAUGUCUUGUCAAAUGAUCCAGGUUAUUUUAGAAUAAAACUUAUAGAUAGAGAAUACGAAUCACAAUUUUCUUUACGAACAAGAAAUCCAUCACUAAGAAGGAAGUUACUUGAAGAAGAUCAAGAAAAGGAAGGAAAUAUUUAUAGAACACUUUACCUUUGCAAUACUACUCUUAUUAUUGUUCCAGAUAAUUUAUUUCAACAAUGGAUUUCAGAAUUUAGGAAGCAUAUUCAAGGAGAUUUCUUAAGAAGGCUAUUCAUUUCCAGUCAAGUCAGUAAAUCGAAUGAUACUGAAUACGUAACAUAUACUAAAGAGUUACCAAUGGAUCCAAAAGAACUCGUAAAGUUUGAUUUAAUUCUUCUAACACAUUCAUACUUUGCACGGAAAGUAGGCGAUUUAUCGGUUGAUGAAAAUCCCUUAAAUCAUAUAUACUGGAAGCGACUCAUAAUUGAUGAAGGACAUAUCAUGAAUUCAAAAUCUUCUAAAACAAGUGAACUUUGUAAGACUUUGCAUUCUGAAAGAAGGUGGGCAGUGACAGGAACUCCAACUACUGGAUUAACUAGACUACAUAUGGAUGAAGAAGAAACAGAAAAUAAGGAUCUUCAUAGUCCUAAGAAGAAAAACAAAUAUGUUAUUAAGAAUGAAUUUAAUGAAAAAGCUGAUCUUGUAAAACUUGGAACCAUUAUAGGUAAUUUUCUUAAGAUUGAACCAUUCCACACUCAACCCAAAACUUGGAUGACAAAUGUUAUUAGACCAUUAACUUUAAAUAUUUAUGGUGCUGAAGAAAAUUUAAAGAAUUUAUUAAAUACCAUUGUCAUAAGGCAUAACUUGAAUGACGUUGAGCAGGAUUUAAAAUUACCUCAAUUACACCAUGAAGCUAUUUUCCUUGAACCAUCAUUUCAUAAUAAAAUUUCAGUAAAUUUAUUUACAGCUGUAUUGGCAGUUAAUGCAGUUUCUUCUGAAAGAACCGAUAUCGAUUAUAUGUUUCACCCUAGUAAUCGUCAACAAUUAAGAAGAUUAGUUACCAAUUUACAAAGGGCAACUUUCCAUUGGACUGGGUUUAAACAAGAAGAUAUUGAAACAUUAAUUCAUAUCUGUAAUGUAUCAUUAAAGAAACGUAAGCCAGACGGUCUGUCUGUAUAUUCUGAUUAUGAUUAUCAAUUGUUACAGCAAUCAUUGGAAGCUGCAAAAAUUGCUCUUGAAAAUACCAGAUGGAGAACAGCAGCUUUAUUGCAUGAGAUGCAUUAUUACGUUAAGGGUCUUCCAGACUUAUUCACUAAUUAUUUUGGUACUGGAGUUCUUGAACGAGUGGAUAAUGUAGGCAAUAGAGAUGAUAUUGGAGUAUUUGGAGCACCACAUAUCAAUACAAUUCAAGAAUUUUUUUAUAAAAAUAGAUUUCUCGAUAUGAAUGAUGAAGAAAAAUUAAAGGAAAAGCUUUCCUUACAAUCAGGGCCAUUUUGGGAUGUGUAUUGGAAGGAUAAUGUUCGUAGAAAUGCAGCAAGGUUUAAUAAACAAGAUGCUAAUCAAAAUCUUGAAGCCAAUAUUAAAGGUGGAGCUAUUGCCAAAGCAAUUAAUACUCCUGAUUUAGUUAAAGAUUUCACUCCAGAACAUGAACUUCGAAAUGAAGGAUUGAAAAAUAGUAAUGGAUUGAAUCCUUCAUUAAAGGAGAAACUUCAAAACAAUUAUGGCCAAGGUCUACAAUCUACUAAUAGUAUACAUUCCAAUAAUCAGGAGAAAACCUACCAAUCAAUUCGAAAGUCUGAAAUUUUAGGUACAGCAUCUGCCAAAUUGUCAUAUUUGGGAGCUAGAUUACUUGAACAUCAGCAAGAAGAUAGUGCCUAUUAUUUGACUGAAAUGAUGGAUGUUUUGGGUAUUAAUUAUAUUAUGUAUGCUACCUUUAUAAAUUCAAUUGAAAGAGGGAAAAAUUUAUCAUUGUUUAGUGGUCAUGAUUGUGCUGAAGAAGGUGGUAUAACACUUGUUAUUGAUUUAAAGUUGGCCUCACAUGGAUUGACAAUUAUUUCUGCCACCAGAGUUUAUUUUAUUAAUCCUGUUUGGCAAAGAUCAGUUGAAGCUCAAGCCAUUAAAAGAGCUCAUAGAAUUGGACAAAAUAAUGAAGUAUUUGUUGAGACUCUUGUACUACGAGGUACUUUAGAAGAAGAGAUUUAUAAGAGGAGAUUACAUAACUAUACAGAUUCAGAACAAAGUAAAAGAUUUGUUAUUGAUGAUCAUGGUAUGCAACAAUAUAUAUUAAAGCAUAAUUUUCUUCCAUAUCAUUCUAAUGAACUGGAAUAUACACCAUUCACAGCCCCUUCUUUAUAUGAAGAACCUAUGAAGAAUGCUCAAGUUUUAAUAGUAUUCCAAAUUCCAACAGUUGUAUCAGCACUUGCACUAAUUAUAAUUGAAUCAUCAUAAGACCAUUUGACUGAAGUCACGGCUGAUUUAUGACCAGUUAAUAUUCCAUAAUUAGAUGAUGAAUAUUCAUCUUGAUCUUGACCAGAAGGAAUCUUCCACAAUAGUAUGGACUUAUCAGCUCCUCCAGAUGCUAUACUAAAUCCAUUAUGACUAAAUUUCGCAGUUAUUACUGGCCCAUCAUGACCUUCCAAUGAUAUGGCUAUUGCCUGGUCAUUGGAUGUAUCUACUGAUUGAGUAAGUUUAUCACUUGGUUGAUCGAUCUUCUGUCGUUUAACCAAAGACAUUAUCAAAUCAUUUAGUACUGAUCUCUUUAGACUGGUGGUGUACAGUUAGUGCUUAUUACCUUUUACAAUAGAUGGGCUCGCGAUACUUACAACCGAAAACAGUAAUUUCUUCCGCUUCUAUUAAAAGCUAUACACUACUACAC